AUGGAGGCUCCAAAGGUUGCUGUCAGAGAAGUUGCCCAGAUCCCCAAGAAAAAGAGCAAUUAUUUCUACCUUAUAUUAGGUGGUGUUGUUUUUCUCAUCAUCUUAGGAAUAGCAAUCACGUUUUAUUUGGGCGUUCUGCCACUUCCUCGUAAGCCUCAGUUUAUCCUCGACGAAGCUACUAUCGGUGGCUUGAAAUUUUCAGAUCCAAACUUGCUAACUUGUAACAUGCAGGUCACUUUAUCUGCAAAAAACCCUAACAUCAAUUAUGGGAUAUUCAUUGAAAAGCUUGAGGCACGUGCAUUCUAUCAAAACCAACAGAUUACUGUAGCAGCUGAGCUGCCUACGAAUUACGUAAGUCCCAAAACGGUCAACGUGUGGACUCCCUUUUUGUAUGGCAAUGAUGUACUAAUUCCUCCACAUGAAGCUGCUAAUUUGAUAGUAGACUUGAAUGCUGGCAACUUGCCACUCGAAAUCAAGGUUGAUGGGAGUCUGAAAUGGAAGAUUGCAGAUCGCAUUUCAUAUCUCGUUUUCGUUUUCUAG
Molecule: messenger RNA, 540 nt
Organism: Populus trichocarpa (black cottonwood)
Lineage: Eukaryota; Viridiplantae; Streptophyta; Magnoliopsida; Malpighiales; Salicaceae
Product: NDR1/HIN1-like protein 12
Exons: 2
Coding region: 1-540 (179 amino acids)
Biological process (GO): defense response to other organism
Source: RefSeq, a predicted model, not a curated record